This is a messenger RNA of Nannizzia gypsea CBS 118893, 978 nucleotides long. Its product is annotated as NADPH-dependent D-xylose reductase. Lineage: Eukaryota; Fungi; Ascomycota; Eurotiomycetes; Onygenales; Arthrodermataceae. Gene Ontology annotation, cellular component: cytosol. The transcript is spliced from 5 exons. The record is from RefSeq and is a predicted model, not a curated record. Gene Ontology annotation, molecular function: aldose reductase (NADPH) activity. The coding region runs from base 1 to 978 and encodes 325 amino acids.
AUGGCAAGUAAGGUUACUUUCACACUUAACUCUGGGUAUAAGAUACCGGCAGUGGGCUUAGGAACAUGGCAAUCUAAACCACACGAAGUUGAGAAAGCAGUUGAGGUAGCGCUCAAGGCAGGAUAUAGGCACAUUGAUGGCGCAUUUGCCUAUAGGAACGAAACUGAGGUUGGCCUGGGGUUGAAGAACUCUGGAGUUCCCCGCGAGGAAGUUUUCUUGACCUCUAAAUUAUGGAAUACCCACCACCGACCUGAAUUUGUUGAAGCUGCAUGUGAUAAAACUCUUAAAGACCUUGGAGUUGACUAUUUGGAUCUUUACUUGAUCCACUGGCCUGUUGCUUUUGUUCCCGGAGAAGCGGCAUUUCCAAAGGAUACAGAAACAGGCCAACUUCUCCUGGAUGCCAAAGUGACCUUGAAGGAUACAUGGAGGGCCAUGGAAUCCCUAGUCAAGAAGGGCAAAGUCAGAAGCAUCGGUGUUAGCAACUUUAGCAAGCAGAGAAUCGAGGAACUACUUUCCUACGCCGAAAUCCCUCCAGCAGUGGAUCAGGUGGAGGCACACCCUUAUUUUCAACAGGAUGACUUGAGGAAAUACUUGUCCGAAAAAAAUAUACUGUUGGAAGCAUACAGCCCCUUAGGGAACAACCUUCACAACAUGCCUAGAGCAAUGGACGAUGAAAAGAUUCAAAAGAUUGCAGAAGCAAACGGGGUGAGCUCUGCUCGAGUCCUGAUUGCAUGGCAUGUCCAACGAGGCACCGCAGUCCUGCCCAAAAGUGUUACGCCUGAAAGGAUUAUCGACAACUUCAAAGACUUUGAGCUAUCGCAAUCCGCAAUGGACGAAAUUAAUGCUCUUGAUCGUAACGCCCGAGCAAGCCAGCCUCUCUUCUGGGGAGUAGACAUAUUUGGUGAAAAAGGUGACGAGUACGUCAAAGAAGUUGCAAAGAAGAGGGGCCUUGAGUAUAUUGCUAGUUUAAAGGCGUAA